Molecule: messenger RNA, 507 nt
Organism: Cyanidioschyzon merolae strain 10D
Lineage: Eukaryota; Rhodophyta; Bangiophyceae; Cyanidiales; Cyanidiaceae
Exons: 1
Coding region: 1-507 (168 amino acids)
Source: RefSeq, a predicted model, not a curated record
AUGGUAUAUUUCGAACAUGCGUUGAUGUGCGGGAAAACUGCAGUACUCGGUGAGCGCAGGUUGCAGGCGUUUGUUUUCAGUGCAGCGGCGGGGCGCCUCGCUGCUGGGGGCCACGUGCCACGUUGCCGGGGACGUCCUUCACGAGGGAUGCAACGCUUCUAUCAGCGAGCGACGAAAGGGGCUCUUGGGUUUCGUGAACCUGUGCGGAGCGAGCUGGCACUCGAUGGUGGUGGUGGUGGCGGCCAAUCACUAGAGGCCCUCGGAACGUUGCCGACUGAUGCCGAGUCUCAGCAGUACCUCGCGGACAUCGAACGGUUACGGGCUCUUGAUCCCGAGACCUGCCCUACCUGCAAAAACGCAGGUAUGAUUCAGUGCCCGGCCUGCAAUGGUUCGGGUUUGCGGCCGGCGAAGCCGGAUGAGGUGUAUCGUUUCUUCUGCGAGACGUGCCUGGGAAAGAAGCUGGUGCGCUGUCCCGACUGUCCAGGGCGGUGCCUCAGCUGCGGUUGA